Messenger RNA from Dacryopinax primogenitus, 807 nucleotides. RefSeq lists its product as uncharacterized. The coding region runs from base 1 to 807 and encodes 268 amino acids. Lineage: Eukaryota; Fungi; Basidiomycota; Dacrymycetes; Dacrymycetales; Dacrymycetaceae. The record is from RefSeq and is a predicted model, not a curated record. The transcript has 3 exons.
AUGAUUAUCACUUCCGAUAAUCCUGAAGCAGCAGACGACCCCAAACACCGUCCAGGUCCCAGUGGUCGCUCUACUUCACAGUCUGCCGUGGAAGAUGAGGCGCAACCUCCGCCAUACAGCUACUCACCGCGGGCUGAUCCCAGAGUCGAUCUUCUCGAAGGGGAGGGGGAGGAAGACACCAUACUGAUUCCCGCGCCAUCCCGCCCGCUGCCAUCGCCUUUUCCUGCAGUAUCCCAGGCAGUGCCUGUCAUAUCGAACAUCCCCCCAAACCUGCCGCGGCAAAACCGCCUGCGUAUCUAUCGCGAUAACUCUGGCAUUCGUGACACCUUCGUAAUCGAUCCCACUCUGCCUGCGCCUCCAGGAAGCCAUGACAAGGCGCUCAGCGUCACAAAGGGGAUGGUUGAGCUUGAGGGUUUGAGCAUGAAUGGUAGCAUCAACUUCCGGGUGGCCGAAUGCCCAGCGGACAUGCGUAUCUCCAUCCACGUCGAGUCACGUAACGGCAGUGUUGCCCUCUUCCUCCCAGCAACCUUCCGUGGACCGCUCACAAUCGGACACGAGAACGGCAACGCAUGGUUGACACCCCCGCUGCGGACCCGUACGCGUACGCUGGACGAGACCGCAGGUCAGCAUCGGUGCUGGGUUGGCGAAUGGGGGGAAGACGACGACCCGAAUUGGGUUGCGGACGAGUGCACGGUGGAGAGUCAUAAUGGGAGCGUUAAAGUUGGAUAUUGGUCGGCUGAGGCGGCGGAUAUGAAGCAACAGGUGCCUAAGGGGGCCAUGGAGAAGGCGUUUGGGCAGAAGAAAUGA